UGGAUAGCAUCUCUGAGCAGGACGUUCACGAUGAGGACUUUCUGUGCUCUGCUUGUCGGCGUCUGCGCUCUGUGUGUGACUGGGGCUGUGCUCGGAGAGGACCACGACACGCCCAAGAGGAUAACAAGGGAUGCAGAACCUCCUGAAAUUGACUGUAAGUGGACUCCCUGGUCUGAAUGGACAACCUGUGACCCCUGCAUCAAACAGCGUCGUUCCAGAGGAGUAGAGGUGUUUGGCCAGUUCAAAGGAAGGUCCUGCCAGGGGGCCUUAGGUGAAGACAGGGACUGCAACCCCGCUGGAGGCUGCGAUCCACCACAUCUCAAACCGUGUUUGGAUAGUCAAUUUAGGUGUGAUUCAGGUUUUUGUGUCAAGAAGGCUCUGGUAUGUAAUGGAGACUUGGAUUGUGACGACACGACAGAUGAGACUUGCGACAGUCCCGUGCGUCUCCCUUGUGGCAAGACGCCUCUAGAUAACAACGAGCAGGGCAGGACAGCAGGAUAUGGAAUCAACAUCCUUGGAGCAGAUCCUCGCGCCAACCCUUUCAAUAACGAUUUUUUUAACGGGAAAUGCAUGAAAGUGAUGAACCCUACGUCUAAGCAAAUGGACAGGCUUCCAUGGAAUAUUGCCUCUCUCAACUACGAGACUCGUGCAGAAGACCUUACAUCUCGGGAGAUCUACGAGGACACACACUCCCUGAUCAACGAAAUCACAACGGACACAACCUUUUCUAUCGGAGUAGGUGGGUCUCUGAAAUUCAGCCCUUCGGAGACAUCCCAAACGCAGUCAAACACAACGGUGUCAGGAGGCGCGAGUGUUGAUGUGGACUAUUCAAAAAAAAAUCUGCUCAAGGAGAUUACAGAGUACACCACGAUCAAGAAAAGGAGCUUCAUACGAGUGAAGGGGAAAGUGGAGUUAAGUAAAUACAGGUUGGUCUCCCAUGACCUCCAGGUCACAGAUCGCUUCCUUCUGGAUGUGAUGCGGCUUCCUUUAUGGUACGAAAAGGGCAUAUACUUUACCUUCAUAGAGGACUAUGGGACUCACUACACCAAGAAUGGAGUUUCUGGAGGAGAGUACGAACUUGUAUACGUUCUCAAUCAGGAUGCCAUCAAGGAGCAAAAAAUUACAGAAAGAGAGGUCCAGGACUGCGUCAAAGUUAACAUCGGUGCCGACUUUAGCAUCAGCUCCGGAAUCGAAGGAGAAGUCCACGUCAAACCGGAUUACUGCAAAAAAGUCACCCCCAAAAAUACAGAAACAUCGGAAGGGAAAGCAGCUGUGGAUAAAGUGUUGACUUUUGUCAGGGGCGGCACCACCGCCACCGUAGCCACCAUGAGGGCCAAGCUCGACAAAGACGGAAUAAUAGACCUGGACACUAUUCGAGAAUGGGCCCGCUCAAUUGCCGACAACCCUGCUCUCCUCAAGAGUGAGCCAGAGCCCAUCUACAACAUCAUUCCUCUCAGUUUUCCUCACGUCAACACGUUCAGAACCAACCUAAAGCAGGCCAUAGAAGAGUACGUGGCUGAGUACAACGUCUGCAAGUGCCAGCCCUGUCACAACGGGGGCAGCGUGAUUCUCAUAGACGGCAGUUGCACGUGCCUGUGCCCCCUUGCGUUCGAAGGAAUGGCAUGCCAGUCACUCAAGGCUGAGAAGUCUCGGCCGUCACCUGUGACUGAGAAGGGGAACUGGGCCUGUUGGUCAGCCUGGUCCAGUUGCAGUGGAGGUACCCGGCAAAGGACCCGCCUCUGCAAGACAGGCAAACUCUCUGGCGCCACCUGCCUGGGAAGUCCAAGUUCUGAAGAUUACUGCUAAACCUGAGUACACACAAACACGACACGGUUUGAGAUUUCACUUUUUGGACUUUGGACACAUGUAAAGCUUUACAUUUCCUAAAACAACUUAACAUUCUAUACAUCGAAAGGGUGUGCUUUUUCCUGUGCCUUUUCAUUCAACUGAAAAAGUAUGAAAGAUAGCCACACUGAUGAAACAGUACUUUUCAAUGGGGUCAAGUCCGUUACCUGUAGUGGAGAAUCCGUAUCCGUCAAGAUGUGUCACUGUAUUAGAUAAUGAACUAUACAGUCUUAAUAAACAAAGUAUUUGCCUCCUUUCA
Hypomesus transpacificus is the source of this 2104-nucleotide messenger RNA. It is a transcript of the gene c9, whose product is annotated as complement component 9. Gene Ontology annotation, biological process: immune response. Gene Ontology annotation, cellular component: membrane attack complex. Lineage: Eukaryota; Metazoa; Chordata; Actinopteri; Osmeriformes; Osmeridae. Bases 31 to 1806 code for a protein of 591 amino acids. The record is from RefSeq and is a predicted model, not a curated record. The transcript has 11 exons. Gene Ontology annotation, molecular function: protein binding.